GCUAAAACUACAACAAAAACAAGACUACAAAAUUCUCUGAAACAAGAUUACAAGAGUUGUGUCCAAAGUUCAGUUGGUUCAGCUGCUUAAUCUUUAUGAUAUGUAUCUAGGUAGACCAAGUUCUUGGCGUGGCUGAAGGUAUUUAUAUCACUUAGAAAAUAAUACUUUGUACUGGGAUGACCAAGUUCUUGCCUAUCCCUCAAGGGUGUUAUAAAAAAGCAUUUGGAAAUUCUUAUCCACAAACAACAUCAGAGCAAAACCAAAUUUCUCUCAUAUGAUGGAGAAAAGAACACCUACUAAAAUCCUCUUUCCUCUGUAUUCCAUCUUAACCAUAAUUCUCUGUCUCGUGCCAUCACAAACCAAUUGCUCAACCCUCCAAGACGACACUCUUUCCCUUCUUGCAAUAAAAAAUGCAAUUGAUCCCAACUCAAUCACCCCCUCUUCCUAUCUCAGCACCUGGGACUUCUCAGUGGAUCCAUGUGAAAGCACUGGCUCACAAUUCCUAGGAAUAUUGUGCUACUUGCCCCUUGAUAACUCCUCUAGUAGAGUAACAGAAGUUGACCUCGAUGCCAUUGGCUAUGAAGGAUUUCUAACACCAGCAUUAGGGAACCUCACACAGUUAACAGUCCUCAACCUCAACAACAACAAAUUCCGUGGUCCAUUACCAGAAACCAUUGGCAAACUAAAGAAACUAACAAGACUCGCAAUGUCACAGAACUUUUUCACUGGGGCAAUUCCACAAACAAUCACAGGGCUCAAUAACGUUAGAUACAUAGAUCUUUCAGGGAACAGGCUCUCAGGUCUAAUCCCCACUGAUAUCACUGCUCUGAGAACCUUAUCAUACUUGAGUCUGUCAAACAAUGAAUUUGCUGGAAGAAUUCCAAACCUCACAGGGUUGUGGCAACUCAACACAUUAGACCUCAGUUUCAACCAGUUUUAUGGGGAUCUUCCAAACCUUCCAGUGAGUUUGAGAAACAUGUAUUUUCACCAUAACAUCCUUUCAGGGCACUUGACACCCCUCAAGGGACUCAUACACUUGAAGUGGUUAGAUGUGAGUGACAACAGACUCUCAGGUGCCAUCAGUGGGAAUGUUCUUUCUUUGAGAAACGUUGUUCACCUCAAUGUUUCUUUCAACCGUUUCACAGCAUUAGAGGUUAUCAACUAUUCUCUGCAAGAGCAAAGUCUUCAGGUGCUUGAGGCUCAAGGGAACCAUCUGAAGGGUCAUUUGCCAGUGAAUUUGGUUAGCUUUGUGAACCUGACCUCGAUCAAUUUGGCUAACAAUCAAUUCUCUGGUUCAAUUCCCUUGGAAUAUGGCACAAAAGUGAAGUCAUCAUGGAGAAGACUGCACUUAGAUUACAACUUUCUAACGGGAAAUCUUCCUCGGGAGUUUUCACAUUCCACAAACGUUAAAGGUAGCCUUGCAAAGAACUGUCUAAAGUGCCCAACAAGUGUUGGUCUCUGCCAGGGGAGACAGAGACCAUCUACAGAAUGUGUCGGCCAACACAACGUAUGACAAAUGAUGUCCAAACAAACACAAUCAACCAUAAGCAAGUGCAGUGGUUGUUUAGAUCAACAAUGUGCUCAGCGUAGAAUUUGUAUGCAAAUAGGAA
This is a messenger RNA of Vigna unguiculata (cowpea), 1610 nucleotides long. RefSeq names its product Leucine-rich repeat (LRR) family protein. The record is from RefSeq and is a predicted model, not a curated record. Gene Ontology annotation, molecular function: protein binding. NCBI's taxonomy places the organism in Eukaryota, Viridiplantae, Streptophyta, Magnoliopsida, Fabales, Fabaceae.